Messenger RNA from Phragmites australis (common reed), 611 nucleotides. RefSeq lists its product as uncharacterized. The coding region runs from base 94 to 465 and encodes 123 amino acids. The record is from RefSeq and is a predicted model, not a curated record. Lineage: Eukaryota; Viridiplantae; Streptophyta; Magnoliopsida; Poales; Poaceae. The transcript has a single exon.
UCACAAGAUAGCUAGGUGCACACAGCCACACAGAGAGCAUCGUCAGUAGUCGUGUGUGUGAUUGAUAUCACAGGGGGAGCAAGUUAGCUAGCAAUGGGCAACGUGGAGGCGACGUCGCUCAUCGUCCCGCCGGAGCUCGGCGACGCGCUGGCCAAGGUGGCCGUGUUCGCGCUGGUCCAGGCGCUGGUCUACCUGAUCCUGCGCAAGUCGUCGGACGUCUUCUCCUCGGGGAGGACGGCGAGCAGGUCGCGCAGCUUCCGGGCGAUGCGGAGCAUGAGCGUCCGGCGCGUGCUGGCCGCGUUCUCCGACGUCCCCGUCGGCGUCCCGGAAGACGGCGGCGCGCCGUUGACUUCGACAGUGGACCCCGGGCUGACCGUGCCAGCUGGUUCAAGUGAUUUGGGCUCAACGGUUCUUGGAUGCUUUCACGAGAGCCACACAGUAAGCACUAAGAAUUCUCCAUACUAAAAACGGAGCAGUUCGUAAUGUAAAUGGUAGUAUUUGAGGUGUGACGUGUAUCAGUGUUGGAGCGUGUGCGUGCGUUCGUGUGUGUAGCUAGCUAGCUUGUAUAUAUAUUGAGCUGAAUUCGCUGUUUGGAUUGCUUGAUUCUUUCG